Messenger RNA from Aegilops tauschii subsp. strangulata, 1719 nucleotides. The record is from RefSeq and is a predicted model, not a curated record. NCBI's taxonomy places the organism in Eukaryota, Viridiplantae, Streptophyta, Magnoliopsida, Poales, Poaceae.
AUGGCGGGCAGUUCUCCCCCCUCCUGGCGGGCAUCGACCUCGGCAUCGUCAAGAAGGGUGCGGAGGAUUUCAGCUUUGCUCAAGGGAGAGUUUUCCCCCAUCUCCUCAGGGGUCGCCUCCGAGUCCUCCUCCUCUUCUUUCCCCUCGCGGGACUCGUCAGAAGAUAGCUCCACUGGCUUCGGCGCCGCGGGGGCUCCGGAGAGCACAGGCGGCACCAGCCCGCGCGCGUCAAAGGUCGGCCAGGAGGCCACGAGCGGCUCCCAGUCCUUGCGAUGGAACAAGGGAGUGAAGGCGCUCGACGGCUACUCCUGGUUGUCCCCAACCAGGAGACGGAGGACAGCAGUCAGACCACUAGAUAGGUCAAAAAGGUUGAAUGUGAUUCAGGUUACGGACCAACGUGAUGAUGAAGAUGGAGACUGCAACAAUGGUGAGCAAUUCCCACCAGGUCAUGAAUCACAAGCAUUGGUCGGUGAAGAGGGUCAAGUUCACAAUCAAGUAUACAAUGAAGUACGCAAGCGCAAGAGAACAAGCUUGCCAAUUGUCUGGAACAUGCCAAAGGGGCAAAGAAUAGUUGUAAAAUGCAAUGAAGAUAGCCAGCCUAUAGGAGAUGAAGGUGCAAUCUUGGGGAAGUUUCUGGGCACGAUUGCUAGAAACGGAGGAUUUUGCCCACUAAACAUAAAUGAUUGGUGUCAAGUCAAUAAGAACAGUGGUGAGGAAACAAUAUUGCAGUGUGUACAGACAAAGUUCGUGUAUCCUCGAUCAUGUGAAAAAUGGAUACUCAAAUCAAUUGGAAGAGACUGGAGGAAAUUUAAGUCUAGUUUGAAAGAUGCUUUCUUCAAUCCCGCCAUUGAAAAAAAUCCAAACAUCAAGCGAAAGGCUUUGUAUAAGCUCUGUCCAGAAGAUGUGGACAACGAUCAAUGGCGUGGGCUUGUUAAAUAUUGGAAGUCCAAAAAAGGAAGGAGGCAAGCUGAUCCUGAAAAGAAACGACCACACAGAUCAAAGGUUUAUUUAGCAACUCACAAGAAGAAGGACGAUGCUAAUGCUAAAAAUAAAGAUAGAAACAAGUGCCUGGAUCGAUUGGAGAAUCUAAUAACUGAACGACCAGAGUUGGCACAAAAUUUGAAUGGAAGAGUCGCAUGGGAAGGUGAUGCCCUGCAGGAAGUGUUAGGGAAAGAAAAGAUUGGACAAGAAAACCUCCAAUCAAAUGAUAAUGGUAUUUCUCGGUUACCAGUACUGCUUGGUAAAACAAAGGUUGGCGACCAUGAUGUCAACCAAUUACAAAUUCAACAAAAUUCAUCAUCACCACAAGACCUUGUUAUUGAUUAUGUGCUAGAGGUGAUGGAAACCAGGAGUAUAAUGGGGGAAUCUAUUUCAAGACCGAACCAGCAAGGGACUAGAACUGAACACCCACACCCAGCUCGCUCAAAAAGAAGGCGUACUUCUUCCAUCAAGGCUGCUUCCAAAGUAGUUUUAAAGACUUCAACGUAUCCCAACAAGCGGAAUGUUGCAUAUGGUACUAUUCGGAGUACUGAUCCAAGAACUAAGGCUGGUGGUAUUGAGUUAGGUGCUGAAUUUGCUCUUGUGCGCAUAGACAAACCUAUUCUUGAUAAUGAGGAGUUGGUAAGGGAAGUUUCUGAUUGCAAGACACUUGGUGAGGCUUUCACUUCAGGAUACUUAAUUGCCUGGCCUUCACCUUUUAUUCGAGAGAAGGAUAGUUGA